CAACUCAAUAGUAAACGAGGAAUAACUUUCUACUCUUAUUGAUUGUGACACCAUUUUGUUGAGGCAGAGUGCUCCAUUCUUUGAAGUAUCUAGCSUAGCACGAUGACAACUACUCCACAAUUACUUCGGAGAUGUCGACCAUUUCAGCGACGGCAGCCUCUAUCGUCGUUGCAUUUUAGAAGGGACGCCACUAUAAUUUCGAAGGAUCGAUUUCAAUCAGACAAGAUUCAGAAGCAACAUUAUCAUCAUCAGUUUAUACAGAAAAAUUSYCGCUCGAUCCUAUCUCCCUUUUCGURYUCAUAUGGCCCAUUAAGCGAAACAGAUGCAUCCCUUUCUUCGUCGAUAUCGUUGCAAGGAAGUCUGCCACAGAGACGGCAUUUUUGGAAUCCAUUUUCUUCRUCAAAGAGUGGCAGUGUCCGUGACAGCAAUGCGGUUGUAGGGUCAUCUCGUACGAAAAGCGAAGACGAAACUGAGCAGCCUCGUAAAAUUCAAGAACGAAAGGAUCUGACCUUAUUGGUAUUGGCUCUAGAAUUUCACAAGAUCGCCGCAGAAGAAGAUCGACGACGACUAGAAAAAGCUGAAUCCGAAGACGAAACGAAAUCGUCGUCAUCUGGCAAUGAAUAUUUAGAGAACAGAGAAAAAAUGAUUGAUUUGGCGUUUGAAAAAUUGGAAGAAAUGGAGAUUGAUAACAAAACCAUGAUGCAACUGCGUUAUGUCUUACAAGAAGGCUUAGAAGAGCAARUCAAGGAUUUGUUUGAUGCWUUUCUAUCUAUUGACGAAGAAUUACUCUUGUUGCGGUUAGAUGACGAAGAAAACACGCAUGAUGCCGAUCGAGCCGAUGUCGACGUAGAAUCCUACUUGGAAGAAAUAUUGCGAUUGGAGCUAGAACGUACCAUAGAUGAACUAGCCAAUACAGAACAGAGUAGAGCACCAAAAGGUGCUGAUCCAAAAGAGUUCUUGACAUUGAAACGGGGUGCUAUCGAGACUCUGCUACGAGAGCGAGAGGGGGAGCAGAGGCUGUCCUCACAAGAGAUAUCMAAUAGUGAUGAGAAUGAAUCUAAUAAUUCUACAGAAAACCAAGAUGCAAAUGAAAACACCAACGAUGAGAAACAGAACACGGUCACUUGGACUCCGCCAGAUGAGUUUGGUUAUCACGUCUCUGUGGACSAAGAACGAAAUCGGCUCAUACGGUACUACCAAAGCAUAAAUUUGUGUCGGUCUGCAAAAAUGCGAGAUCAGGUUGGGUAUAGCGUCAUUGCACUACGAUCUUCUAUUCCAGSCGCUGGACGUGGGGUGUACGUGGACGGCUACGCUCGAGCUGGAUCGAUCUUAGCGUUUCAACCGGGGCCGGUUUGGGCCAAGGAAAGCCUAGUAAAUCUUUCUGUAGACGAAGAACGUGAUCUAGAGCGAAACGACGCCUAUCAAAUGUCCCUUAGGCCCGAUGAUUAUAUGAUCGACUCGAGACGUUCACCGUACACCGUUCUUGUGGACGACAACAGCAAUCUCAUGGCAUUGGGUCACAUUGUGAACCAUCCCAGUCCUUCGAAUCCACCUAGUUGCCGCUCUGCUAUGCUUAACUUCACACAGGGAAUGGAMAUAGGAUCUUCGACAAAACUGAAACGAUAUAUCCCGAACACCUAUGCCCGGCCGCGGAACGUGACGCUCAUGGACAGUUUGUGGGAUCGCGAUGUGAUCGAAAUGCAUUCCAUGGUUUUGAUAGCGACUCGAGAUAUUUGCAAUGAAGAAAUAUUUUAUGAUUAUCGUUUGGCGUCAAGUCACCUUCCCCAGUGGUAUCACAAAGUGGACGAUACGGCAUUUGAAUCUGUUGAUGAACUGGACGAUAGUGAUGGUAACGAUUCGUGACCCAAAAGGUCAUCGAUCGGUUAUCGAAAUCAAUGAUCUUAUUUUAG
Pseudo-nitzschia multistriata is the source of this 1910-nucleotide messenger RNA. Lineage: Eukaryota; Bacillariophyta; Bacillariophyceae; Bacillariales; Bacillariaceae. The record is from the annotation of a GenBank genome assembly.